UCUGUAGAAAAAAACAUGGAAAGGAACAAAACAGAAAGUCUAUACCUCGAUGGUUGCAAUUCGGCAACACCGUUAGUCCGAUACCAUCAGUUUCGCAUUGAGUUUCGAUCAAAUUCCAUCUGUGCGCGUCGAUGUGGACGUCUUCCGGCUUCGUCUUUCUCGAGUCAGGUUGUCCACAAAAGUUAUUCGUGUCUCGUGUCCAAGAUGGAUUCCGACCCAAACGUGCAAGAUUACGAAUCGCGCGCAAAGAGAUUGAAACUCGAAUUUGAAGACCCCGAUAUCGGUGGAUUGUGCGAUAAUCUCGGUUUUCCUCGAUUUUCCCAUGCAGCAACAGCGUCGAUUGACAGUGGAGAAGGAACAACGGAUUGCGAUUCAGGCUACGAACCCUCUACUCUGCAGUCUUUGCCAACAUCACCAAACUCUUUGAACACUUCGCCUUUCACCAACUCCGGAGAAAUGACCGACAAUAUGCCCAAUUUAUAUCAGCCCUAUCCUCCGAUACUCUCAAAUAAUACCGACAACUCCCAUUUGGACAUGGCACAGGAAGAGGAGGAGGACGACGAUGCCUCAGUUGGAAGUGAAUUGAGCGGACUUUCAAAUACCAGCGGACAGCAAUGGAAACCAAUGGCAGGAAGCUUUGCAUGGAUACAAAAACAAAUUCAGAAAGGCACCAGUCCCAAGACCAUAUUAACUGAAUUAGGCGUCGACUUGGAGCAAAUUCCUCAAUGCGUUGGUGACUUUACUCUUUGGAAUAUAAUCAUAAAUAUGCUUGCGGAUCCACCAAGAAGAAGCAAACUGCGGCAUGUAAAUACAUUAGAUGACGUCGUGCGAUUACUUAAAGGUGCUCAAAGGAUUAUAGUGCUUACUGGUGCUGGUGUUUCGGUUUCCUGCGGAAUUCCCGAUUUUCGAUCCCGUGAUGGAAUCUACUCGCGCCUCGCUAUAGAAUUUCCCAACUUGCCCAACCCCCAGGCCAUGUUCGACAUUAAUUAUUUCAGCCAGGACCCGAGACCGUUUUUCAAAUUCGCUAAAGACAUAUAUCCAGGAAAAUUUAAGCCAAGCCCGUGUCAUCGUUUCAUCAAACUUCUGGAAAAACAUAACAAGCUCUUACGGAACUAUACUCAGAACAUCGAUACGUUAGAGAAGGAAGCAAGUAUCGAAAGAGUGAUUGAGUGCCACGGAUCUUUUGCCACGGCAACCUGCACAAAAUGCGAGCACAAAGUUGGAGCCGAUAAAAUCAGAAAUAUUGUGUUGUCUCAGAAGAUACCAAUGUGCGAAAAGUGUCACGGCGAUACAGAUGUUUCAGUAUCUACUGAUGAUUUUGGGAGUGAUGCCACAAAUUAUAAGGAUCUGGUUCAGUCGGGCAUAAUGAAACCUGAUAUCGUGUUCUUUGGGGAAGGCUUACCAGACACCUUUCACGAUGCGAUGGCUUCAGACAAAACUGAAGGCGAUCUGCUUGUCGUUAUUGGCAGUUCAUUGAAAGUGCGACCCGUCGCCCUCAUUCCCAAUUCCCUCCCAGCCCAUGUACCUCAAAUUCUCAUCAACAGAGAACCUCUGUCACAUUGCCAUUUUGAUGUGGAGUUAUUGGGCGAUUGCGAUGUUAUUAUCAAUCACCUUUGCAAAAUGUUGGGACAAAAUUGGGAGGAAGGCAUUUGCAAUGCGCAAGAAUUAGUUGAGGUGCCAGAGCUUUUGCCUUGCAAACAGCCUGCGCCAAUAGAUUUCAGUAAAUGGCAAGAAAAUGCCGAGACAAUCUCCAAAUUUGAAUGUACUGGCAAACCAGUCGUCUCAGUAACCGAAGAAGUACAUAGAUGUACUUGCGAAAGCACUAGGAUGAAUUAUACCAACUCAAAUAAUAACCCCGGCUCCUCUGGACAAGAGACAAUUUGCUCAUGCCAAACUGAUGGUAAAUCAACUAAAGAGCGUCACAUCAGUAUAGACUCGGCACUCGAUUCCGGUAUAGGAGAAAACUCCAAUUUUACAGACUUGGAAACUGAGAGCGGCAAAGAAGGAAGUAGCAAUUUUGCUACCGACUUAUCUUCAGAGAGUAGUUCUUGUAACGUUAAGGGAUCCGAAACGUGUUUGAAUGAAAAGAGUAACGAUAUGCGCAGUUACUGGCAACCAAAAGCUAAACGAAGCUUGGCAGAAAGAUUGCCGCCCAACUCAUAUCAUUUGGUUGCACCAAGCCGAUACAUAUUUCCAGGUGCUGAAGUGUAUUAUGAUCCGGAUGAGAAAUCGUCUUCUUCAGAUGAUGAAGAUUCUAGUUCCGAUACUAUGUCAGAGUGUUGACUUUCUCUAAAGUAGCUGUUGUUGUUUUUGUAUAAUAUAUUUUUUAUAUGAAACUAAGUAAAACUUAACGUAGGAGCAAUUAAUGCUGUUAUGCUAGAAUGGUAACAUAUUUUGUCUCAAAAAAACUGAGUCGGUUUUAUUGGCUUCACUGUUUACCACGAUCAAUUUUUUUGGUAUUAAGCCAUUUUCCGGACAGAGCUGCACGAAAAUGUACAUCAAAUAUUGUUUAUAUGGUACAGCAUUUGAAGUAAAUUGUUCUGUUUGGGAUUUUGUGCGGAAAUUGUGUUUAAAUAUUAUAAUUGAGGUCCUUGAGACGCAUGAACAUUUCUACGAAAAUUCCAUCAAAAAUUAUUAUUGUUCAUUCUGCUACGACCUCGGAGAACUAUCAUCUAAACAUUUUUACACCGCGAAUUGCAACGUUUCAUAUAAAAUUUUUGAAAAUAUGUUUAAAAAAUGUUGUCGGAAGAACCCCCGAUUAAUUUUGUUGGAAUACUUCGAAAAAUAUCCGUUCGUCUUGAAAGCACUCUAAUCAGCAAUUGGCAUUUUUUCCUUCAAAAAAUACAUAAAUUCAGUAUUACUUGAAUCUCGAAUAACAUUCUAUUUUAUUCCGAAUUCUCAAUUUCACUUGCGUCACAUCUUGUUGGAAAACAAAUAUAUUUUUGAACAAUAAAAACAUUUAUUUCAUUUAGGUGAUAAUCGUUUUUUAUUGUUAUCGGUGUAAAUGGAUAUUAAGUGUUUCAAUGUAAAUAUAGUUACUUAUUUUCCGGUGUUAGGUAUCCGAAAGAUAUGUACCAAAUUGGAAAUUCAAUGAUCUCGGAGUUGUGUAUUUGUUUAUUAUACUUUAUAGUUUUUAAUACAUUUUCCAAAUAAUUAUUCUUUAUCCCUGUGAAACUAAAACAGCAGAUAGGCAUAAUGGAGUCGCUAAUUCAUGCAAUUCAUUAAAUACAUUUGAUAUAAGAAUUUUAAUUUCAUUUCAUCUGAGAUAAUGUCUGGGCACUGUCAAAAAAUCGUGUUCGUGUUGCAUUGAUGUGUAUGUGCAAUAUUUUAUACUCAAUUUUAUGCCUAAAUGCACGUUGCAGACUUUAUUAAAUCCAUUUUUUUUUUCAUUGUUAGCUUAAACGUAUAAAUAGGACAUUUGACUGAUAUUUAUUUAAAUAUUUGAAAAGUAGCUAGAUUAGCUACAUAAUUUUGAAAUUAUUAGAAAGAUGGUUUGGUUACGUUUGUCUGAUGGCAAAGCAUAUUUAGCCCUAUGGGAAUGUUUCGUUAAAACUUGGAGGUGUUCCAUGUUUUAUUGGUAUUAAUUUUUCGCUUUAAACUUAGUAUCAGCGUAAUUGAUAAUUCCCCGCGCUUGCUUUAGAUUGAAAAAGGGUUUCAAAGUUUAUACAAUAUCCCGGUCUAGCUACUUUUUACAGCCUAUAAUGUAUAUUAUUCAGUAUCGAGUACCUAAUAAUAAAUUUGAUAAAUUAUAAGUUUAUUAUCUUAGGGUUUCUAUUGUUAUAUAAAGUUAGAAACAUGUCAAUUAAACUACUACCUAUAAACUUAUUUCACAUAGGCGCAAUAGAAAGAUAAGAUAUUUUUCUUAAGGUUGUUUGUGAGUUGGUGUAGACCGAUCUGUCAGAGAGUCUUUGCCCCAAGGAACUUUUUCCAUACGAAUACUGCUGUAUUGUCUUAUGAUAGAUUUAUUCGUACUAAAUACAUAUAUAAUGGCGUAGUUUCUAGAUAUUUUCUUGUUAUUUAUUGUUUAUAGGUCGUUUUUCGUUUACGGAUAGAAUUCAUCUUAUUCGGCACUAUCAGUGCCUUUAUUUGAUUAGCAUUUAUAAUUUGUUCUGAACUAUUUAUAACCGAUCUUAUAUUUAUUUUUUUAUCGAUUUGGUACUAACAUUACCCGUUCCUAAUGAUUAUUUGCAAAAUUUAUUCGACGGUCACUACUAGGUAGUUUCUAAAUGACUAUAAAUAUACUGAAGGUAUUUAAAAACAAACUA
Molecule: messenger RNA, 4265 nt
Organism: Dendroctonus ponderosae (mountain pine beetle)
Lineage: Eukaryota; Metazoa; Arthropoda; Insecta; Coleoptera; Curculionidae
Gene: Sirt1
Product: NAD-dependent protein deacetylase sirtuin-1
Exons: 8
Coding region: 16-2283 (755 amino acids)
Molecular function (GO): NAD+ binding
Source: RefSeq, a predicted model, not a curated record